Molecule: messenger RNA, 622 nt
Organism: Amoebophrya sp. A120
Lineage: Eukaryota; Dinophyceae; Syndiniales; Amoebophryaceae
Source: the annotation of a GenBank genome assembly
CUGAAGCUUGUUUGACUUCUACACACCACAACCACGAUGAGAUGACUCGUCUUUACCGGUCCGCCGCGGCCGCGUUUCUGAAUGCAGCAGUUGCUGCAUUGGGCGGCGGCACUGGGAAAAAAGGGAAAGGGAAGGCGGUCAAGGGAAAAUGCAAGAAUCAGAAAGGUGGAAAUGCCGGGAAUAAAAGCGGCAAGGGGAACAGUAAGGGUGGAAAAGAUGGUAGUGCCAUCAGUGCUGGCCCUUCGAAGCAGAUUCAGCCGGUGGAGAUAGCUACGAUUCUGUGGGCGUCUUUUGUGAGCUUGAGGCUGCAGGUGAAAAAUCAAGUUCGCGAACUGUUGUGGACGAAGGCCCACGAGCUAGUCGCGCAAAUGGAGCUGUCGCAAAUUGCGAUGUUGCUCCAAGCACUGACGGUCGGCGUGGAAGGUCCUGGAACAACCAACGGCGCUGCGUGUUCAAGAAUAAUGGAACAGGGAACCAACAGCAACAAAGCUGCCUCGUUGGAGCGCUCCACCACUGUAAUCGGCCCUCGGAUUACGGAGUUGCUAGGAAAGAAAGCGCAAACACCUUUCUCUUGGUCCUUUAUCACUGUUUUGCGGUGCUGGGAGAGGAUCGUCGCAGAACA